CGAGCUCGAGCCGCGCCACGUUUCACCCCCGGCUCUCCUCCGGCCGCCACGUCGCCGGCUCCGGCCAGCACACCGGCGAUCUACUAGUUUCCGUGGUAGAGGCGAUGCCGCCGCGGGGUUGUCGAGGCGGCGGAGGUUGCGGCGGGGAUGGACGCGGAGGGGUUGCUGGCGUCGGCGGCGAUCAACCUGGGCCUGGCGCUGGUGGCGCUCUCGCUCUUCUCCUUGCUCAAGAAGCAGCCCGGCAACGCGCCGGUGUACCUUGCGCGGCGGAUGGCCGCCGGUGGCGGUGGGGGCGGGCUGCCGCUCGGCCACGGGCGGUUGACCCCGUCGUUCCGGUGGAUCCGCGCCGCGCUCCGGCUCUCCGAGGACGACGUGCUGCGGCGCCACGGCCUCGACGCGCUCGUCGUCGUCCGCCUCUUCAAAUUCGGGAUCAAGUGCUUCGCUGUUUGCUCAAUCGUUGGAUUGUUCAUCCUUGCACCAACAAAUUAUUCCUGUGAAGGUCUACAAGACACCAAAAGGUCAAAUUCAAUGGAACUUUUCACGGUAUCCAAUGUGGCAAGGGGUUCUAACAGGCUUUGGGUGCAUUUUGCAUGCCUCUGCUUCAUAUCAUUCUAUGUGGUGUAUUUGCUUCAUAAGGAGCACAAAGAAAUGUCCAGCAGAAGAAUUGCACAUUUGAAGUAUCACAGGAAACGGCCUGACCAAUAUACCAUUUUAGUUCGAGGAAUUCCACUAUGCCCAGAUCAUGGAACUUAUGGGUGUUAUGCUGACCACUUCUUCUCAAAGCACUACCGAACAUACCAAUCGUAUCACAUAGUACACGACAUUGGAAACAUCAAGGCACUUCAGAAGUUGGCAUCCUCCCUUGAGGACAAGAUAAAGAGGAAAAGAGAAACCAGAAGAUGUAACUUUUGGAAGUGGAUCUGGUUUAAGUUGACAUUAGAAGCGAUAGAUACUCGCAAACUGGAAGAAAAACUGAAGAACGUCCAUCACUCUAUCCGCCUCCUACAGUGUGAAAAUAUGCUUAAACGGAAGGAAUUACCGGUUGCUUUUGUCUCAUUCAAAUCACAGCUGGAUGCUGCCCAAGCUGCCGAAAUGCAACAGCAUGUCAAUCCUCUGUCCUUGGUGACAACAUAUGCUCCUGAACCACCUGAUGCACUAUGGACAAAUCUGGCUAUUCCUUUCUGCCGUAUUGCUAUAUACAAACUUGGUGUCUUCAUUGCUGCGUUUCUGCUAAUAGUGUUCUUCACCAUCCCUGUCACAGCUGUGCAAGGGAUAGUACAAUUUGAGAAAAUUAAAAUAUGGUUUCCACCGGCUAGAGCUGUGGAACUUAUACCAGGUUUGAAUUCUGUCGUAACUGGGUAUCUUCCAAGCAUGAUCUUGAAUGGCUUUAUCUACUUGAUUCCCUUCGCGAUGCUUGGCAUGGCAUCAUUUGAGGGAUGCAUUGCAAAAAGUCAGAAGGAAAUCAAGGCCUGCAACAUGGUAUUUUACUUCUUGUUAGGGAAUGUUUUCUUUUUGAGCAUUCUUUCUGGUUCUCUACUCCACCAGAUAGGAGAAUCCUUUACACAUCCAAAAGACAUACCUAGCCGUCUGGCCCGUGCUGUUUCUGCACAGUCAGAUUUCUUCAUCACAUACAUUUUGACCGACGGCAUGUCAGGGUUUUCCUUGGAGGUUCUUCAGUUUGGUUUGCUUACAUGGCAUUUCUUCAAGGCACAUUCAAUUGGACAUAGUGAGCAGCCAUAUCUUUAUGGCUUCCCUUACUACAGAGUUGUGCCCAUCGUUUCCCUUGCAGUAUUGAUUGGGUUGGUCUAUGCUGUUGUUGCGCCUCUUCUACUUCCAAUUCUUGUUAUCUACUUUUUGCUUGGUUACGCAGUGUACAUCAACCAGAUGGAAGAUGUAUAUGAGAUUACAUAUGAUACUUGUGGACAAUAUUGGCCCAAUAUUCAUCGCUACAUCUUCCUUUCGGUCACACUCAUGCAAAUUACAAUGCUGAAGUCGAAACCGGGGGCUUCAUUCGCCACGGUUCCCUUGCUUGUGUCAACCAUUUUGUUCAAUGAGUACUGCAAGGUUCGGUUUCUUCCAACUUUCCUUCAUCGACCGGUUCAGGUUGCCAAGGAGAAUGACGACCUUAAUGAAGCUGAGGGGAUGAGAGGUGACCUGGACCAUGCCAUUAGCGCCUAUAAGCCACCAUGGAUGCGCCCGACGAACUUCUCUCCAGAUUGUAGUUCGGUACAACCUUUGAUCCGUUCUGUAUAGUAGUGUUGGUGACACCGCUAGCUUGGUAUUGGUUUUAGUCCUGUUACAUAAUAAGAACCAGGCAAAUUUUCGUGUGAAGUUUGGCUGUUGGCAGAUAUAAGCUCGCAUAUAACAAUGGCAUAUGCUUUUUAUGUGCUCAAGGAGUCGUUUUACAUGUAAUUACCACGCUUUGGCUCAGUUUACUCGGUGAAAAUUACAAAUUCAAACAA
Messenger RNA from Oryza sativa Japonica Group (Japanese rice), 2462 nucleotides. Its product is annotated as CSC1-like protein At3g54510. The record is from RefSeq and is a predicted model, not a curated record. Gene Ontology annotation, cellular component: plasma membrane. Gene Ontology annotation, molecular function: calcium-activated cation channel activity. NCBI's taxonomy places the organism in Eukaryota, Viridiplantae, Streptophyta, Magnoliopsida, Poales, Poaceae.